Molecule: messenger RNA, 2125 nt
Organism: Aspergillus glaucus CBS 516.65
Lineage: Eukaryota; Fungi; Ascomycota; Eurotiomycetes; Eurotiales; Aspergillaceae
Gene: spb4
Product: ATP-dependent RNA helicase SPB4
Exons: 3
Coding region: 64-1995 (643 amino acids)
Cellular component (GO): nucleolus
Molecular function (GO): RNA helicase activity; ATP binding; nucleic acid binding
Source: RefSeq, a predicted model, not a curated record
CUCGACAUCAAUAAUUCUUUAUAUAUUGACUUGUGAAAGGACCAUUCCUUUCUGGCUACUACGAUGGCCCCCAAACCUCCGUCCGGAACGUCCGCCCGAUCCUGGGAUGGAGUGAACCCUCCUCUAUCAGAAUGGGUUCUUGAAGCUGUCUCGUCCAUGGGCUUCACGCGGAUGACGCCCGUACAAGCAUCCGCCAUUCCUCUGUUUAUGGCACAUAAGGAUGUUGUGGUUGAGGCUGUUACUGGAAGUGGAAAGACGCUUUCUUUUCUGAUUCCAGUGGUGGAAAAGUUAUUACGCGUGGAGGAGCCGAUUAAGAAGCAUCACGUUGGUGCCAUUAUCAUUUCGCCGACGAGAGAACUUGCUUCACAGAUCUACAAAGUGCUACUGUCGCUAUUAGAAUUCCACCCUGCCUCAGCCGCCGCCAUCAAUCCCUCAGAAGACGAUGCGUCCCGCAAGAAACAAUCCUCCUCUACCUACAAGGUCGUUCCGCAGCUUCUUCUCGGAGGCGCGACAUCACCCGCCGAAGACUUGAGUAACUUCCUGAAGCGCUCGCCGAAUCUUUUGGUCUCUACGCCUGGACGGUUACUGGAAUUGCUUUCGUCGCCUCACGUCCAUUGUCCUCAGUCGUCAUUUGAAAUGCUAGUGUUGGAUGAGGCGGAUAGACUUUUAGAUCUUGGGUUCAAGAAUGAUCUUCAGAACAUUCUGCGCCGGCUGCCUAAGCAGAGACGGACGGGGUUGUUUAGUGCUAGUGUCAGCGAGGCAGUGGACCAGAUUGUGCGCGUUGGUCUGCGCAAUCCCGUCAAGGUUAUAGUCAAGGUGAAGGGGUCAUCUGGUGCUUUGGAUAAGCGGACUCCAGCGAGUCUACAAAUGACCUACCUCACCGUCCCCGCCCUACACAAAUUCCCAGCCCUCAAAAAGAUCCUCUCCUCCGUCCAACCAACACCCCAAAAAACAAUCUUCUUCGUCUCAACCUGCACAGGCGUUGACUACCUCGCCGCAAUCCUCCCCUCAAUCCUAGGCAACGAAUACUCCCUAAUCCCCCUCCACGGAAAACACCCAGCAACCGUCCGCCAAAAGAACUUUAACGCCUACGUCAACUCCCAAACACCCGCCAUCCUCCUAACAACAGACGUCGCAUCCAGAGGUCUAGAUAUCCCAUCCGUCGACCUCGUCGUCCAACUCGACCCACCCGCAGACCCAAAGACAUUCAUCCACCGAUGCGGCCGCGCAGGCCGUGCCGGCCGUCGCGGAAUCAGCGUAGUCCUCCUCCACCCCGGCCGCGAAGAAGACUACGUCUCUUUCCUCGAAGUCCGCAAAACACCCGUCACCGCAUUCCCUUACCCCAUCGACAUCACCGACGAAGACGCAGCCGCGGCCACCGAGACCGCGCGCAAAAUCGCCCUCAAGGACCGCGCGUACCAUGACCGCGGUCAAAAGGCCUUCGUCAGCUGGCUUCGCAGCUACAGCAAGCACCAAGCAAGCAGUAUUUUCCGCGUCGCGGACCUCGACUGGGAAGGCCUAGGCAAAUCAUGGGGUCUACUCAAACUCCCCAAAAUGCCUGAACUGCGCAACUUCACGGGUGACCGCACGCUAGGCGUUAAAAUCGACUGGGACAACUACACCUACAAGGAUAAACAGCGCGAAGCACGACGCAAGGAAGCCCUCGCCGAAUACCAGAACGGAACAGCCGAGGAUAACCAGCAAUCGAACAAACGACCCGCAAGCGAGAGUGUCGCGUGGAGCGAUAAACUAGACAACAAGAAUAAGAAGGCUAAGAGAAAGGAUCAGAAGAAGGCGAAGCAGGAUCAUACUAAAUGGGAGCGGAUGACGGAGGAGGAGAAGCAGAAGGUUCUGGAGACGGAGACGAUGCUUGCGGAGGUUAAGAAGAAGAAUGAUGAGGAGAGGAGGUUGAGACGGGAGGCUAAGAAGGCUGAAACUGGGGGUAAAGGUGCUGCUGGGGAUGGUGUUGAGGAGGAAUUUCAGGGGUUUGAUUGAAUAUAUUGAAUUCUGAAUGGUUUAUCUUGUUGUCUCUAUGUGAUACCUUACGUGUAUAUGUAUCUUCGAUAUUGAAUAGACAUGCCCUAUCCACACCAACAUCAACCCAAUAAACCAAUAUCAGUAAGGC